Messenger RNA from Drosophila gunungcola (fruit fly), 4261 nucleotides. RefSeq names its product trafficking protein particle complex subunit 11 (gene gry). Gene Ontology annotation, cellular component: cytoplasm. The coding region runs from base 154 to 4122 and encodes 1322 amino acids. The transcript has 10 exons. Lineage: Eukaryota; Metazoa; Arthropoda; Insecta; Diptera; Drosophilidae. The record is from RefSeq and is a predicted model, not a curated record.
UUAUGGUUUAAUCCAAUGACCCGCGCACGGUCACACUGAGACCGACCCGAGAACAACGUAGCUGGAGAAGAUCAUCAAUUGCAGUGCAGGAGAGGAGUUGCCGUUGGUGACGCAGUGAUCUCAUCCAAAUCAGGAGCAGGAGCGGCCGGAACGAUGGACUCAACCGCCCUGCCUUCGGAGCUGCUCGUGACCCCACAGCCGCUGGUUGGCUUCUGUGGGUUGGACACUUCACGGGUUGCGGUGCACAAGGCCGUUUGGGAGGCGUUCAGUGGGAGUCUGCAGCGCAAGGCCGCUGACAGGGCUGCCGUGCAGUACAAGCUACUGCCCCCCAACUACGAAUUCCCGGUAGCCAAGCCCAAGCGGGCCUCCUACGAAUGGUAUCACCCCAAGGGCAUACUCAAGCGCAACUGGAUGUUGAAGCACCUGCAUGUCCUGCCCUCGGUGGUGGUGCUGUUCCAGGACAUGGAGUGGAAUGACCUCCAGUGGACGGAGAAGCAGGUGCAGUGUGCAUCCAUUGUGCAGGCCCUAAAAAAUGCCCUGCAAGAGCGGAAUACCCGGCUUUGCCUGGUACUUUUACAAAAGGCAGCUCCAUUGCCUCCUGGAGAAGAUCUCCUGGCCGCAGAGCGAGCUGCCAGUUUGACCAAUGCCUGCGGAAUAACCAGCAAGAUGCUGUUCAUCCUACCCCACACGGAACACCUCACGGGCUACGCUCUGCGACUGGAGUCCGCCUUUCUGGACAUGGCCCAGUCCUACUAUGCCCUCAUGUCCAAGAGGAUACGCAAUCAUCGGGAUCAGUUGACGGCGGCGCACACCUCACUCAAGAUUCGUCAUCAGUUCAAGCUGGGAUUUGUGGCGGAGAUGCGUCAGGACUUUAGCACGGGUCAGAAACACUAUUUUCAGGCCUAUGCCAAUUUAGAUGAGAUUCGCAUCAAUGAUGGGAAUUGUCUGGAGAUUAAAACACUGGCCGGGUUCUUGAACUACAAAAUCUGUCGGCUUAUGUUUAAGCUAAAGACUCCAAGGGAUGCCAUCAACCAGUUCAUCAUCCAUGUGGAAAAGUACAAGUCGCGAGUGGGUUUCAAGGAUCUGGCCUUUGAGCAUCAUGCCUGGCUAAGCACGCAACACUCUGUUUUUGCUGAGCUGUUUUGCGAGGCCAUCAAGAACGGACUUCCAGCCCUGCAGACGCAACAUCCCGGGAUCUAUUACCACAAGGCGGCGGAGUAUGUGAUGAAGCGGCGUGAUUCCGCGCAGGAGGCCUAUGCUGCCAUGCAAUCCUCUGCCGAGGGAACUCCCGUCACAAAUCAGAAUCCCCUGUCUCUGUAUACGGAAUUCUUCGGCAUACGGGCGGUCAAAACGGGCGAUCUGGUGGCCGAGCAGCAGGCCAAUUUGCAGCUUUGUGACCAGGAGCGAGGCUUUAACCACUCGGCGGGAAUCAUAGCCCUGCUCAGCCAGGCCAUGGCUCAGUUCAAAAUCUACAAGUGCCUCAGGUUUCGCAAGAAACUAGCCAUCGACAUGGCCGAGGAGUACCUGAAGAGUGGAGAUCAUGCCAAGGCCUUAACUUUAUAUUCGCUAAUGCUGCCUGAUUAUCGCCAGGAGAAAUGGUCAACGAUAUUCACUGAUGUCCUGCUCAAGACUCUGCGUUGUGCGUUGCUCUCGGGUUCAGUGGCUGACUACAUUGCCUGCAGCGUGGAAGCUCUAUCCCUGCGUCAUCAUGGCGAGCAGUCAGAGCGGCUACUGCUGCUGGAGAACCUGUGGCAGGUGUUCCAGGGUGUGUCGCCCAUGACAAAAACUCAGUUAACGCCCGAGGCGCAAGCAAUGUGGAACAAUGCGCUCACCAGCGUGAAGUCGCCCAUUCAAAUUGAUUUGGAUAAGGUCAGUGAUGUGGUGGAAAUGUGUGCCACAUUCGAGCGAGUUCAGCUGAACAACGAUGACUUACUGCAGUUGCAACUUAUAGUGAGAGUACUCACAGAUGUUCCACUGAGGGUGCGCAACUUUCAUGUCAUUCUUGCCGAUGCGGCAAAUCCGCAAAACAGCUACAAACUGGAGGCCCUCAAGUAUUUCUGCUUUCCCAGCCUCACGCAAUUGCGUGGCCAAAAGGAGGAUGAACAGCAGCAGCCUAAGAACUUUGAGAAAAACAUGAGAUUGGAGCCGGACACCUACUACCAGCUGUUUUGCAGCACCGAAGCGCAGCAGUUCCACGAGAACACCCAGCUGCGCAUUGUCCGUUUGGAAGCCCACAUGGGCACUGACCAGGUGGCCGCCCUACUCACCUGCAGCUCCAACUACUCACGCCAGCUGUUCCGCCACCACACGCGCAGUCGCGAUCUCGACGACAACGUGACGAUCAACCCCAUUUGCUACAUUGCACCCACCUUUCAUCUGGACACGCAAACGCACCUUGGCCAUGGACCUGAGAACGGUGGUUCGAAUGAGGAGGCGGCAGUGGUGGCCACGAGAAUGCUGGUCAACGAGUACUAUCCGGUUGUGACCACCGUCAGCAAUCCGUACAAUGUCUAUCUGCAGAAUGUGGGCGUACACAUCAGUGUGCCCGUGGGUCUGAGGAAUAGUGUAUUCCUCACCACGGACAUUUCGCCGGGACGCCAGAAGUUGCACUCCCAAAUCCAAAUCGACGUGGGCGAGCUGUCCGCCCACGGGAGCAACACGGCCACCUUCUACAUUUUCAGCCUGGCGGAGGCCGAGAUCAAGCUGCAGCAGCGAUUGAGCUACACUCUGGAUGUGGACCGCGGCUCCGGUGGAGCAGGUGGUGGAGCUACCUCUGCCCGGGUCAGCACUGCCCCAAGCAGCUCGGAAUCCACUCCAGAUCACGUGGUGAAGAGUGUGGCCCAGAGUCUGGCUGCCAUUUCGCCUGUUCAGAUCGAGUACCUGGACGAGACGAGGUUGCGAAAGUCUCGCGAGGAUACGCUCACAGUGCGAUGCUACGGAGACUUCAAGUUCACCGCCCGUUUCUACACGCUGGACAGGAAGCCCCUCAACCAGGUGUAUCGGGGCGAGAACUUCCUCCUCAGGGCCAACACGGAAGUGGUGGCCGUCGAUGAUGUGGAGAUACUGGACAGCUUCUUUAUAUGUGAUCACAAUCUAGUGCAAUCGAACUACAGCUUUAAGCGGAAGAAAUACACGCAGAAGUACAGGGCUGGUGAGCAAUUGGAAAGUGUGAUAGUCCUCCGGACGAAUGCCACGCUGCGGGACUGGACGACUGCCCGGGAUCUGGAUCACCGUGGGAAACUGGAGGGCAAACCGGUGGCCAGUAAGUUCAUUCGCCCCCCCGUGAAGCCCUCCAGCGGCGAGGAGCCACUUGCGCCAACGCCUCCGGCCGGAAUGAGUGCCUACAUGAGCAAGAGUCUGGUGGCCAACAAGAUACCCACCACCAUGACCAUCAUCAAUAGCAACUCGGCGGUUUCCAAUGCCCUGCAGGUGGCCAAUGCGACUGCGGGUGUGAUGAGCAGUUCCCUGCACUCGGAUGAUGUGAAUGUGGCCGAGGAGGCCUUGGGUAACCAAGAGCAGCAAGGCCUGAAAACCACCCGACUCAUCUACAACAAGGCUUUGGAAGCUGUCCAGGGAACGGGCCAUUGUCGCGGUUUCAUCAAGGGCAUCUACACACUGGAGGCCAAUCCCUCCUCCGUGCCCAUUUUCGGCGUAUUCUGCAUUCGCUGGCGACGCGCCAAUGGCAAAAACGAGGAGAACGAGUCAAAGUUUGUGAUCAGCGGAUUGGACAUUGCAGAGCCACCUCUGAACAUCUACUGCACCAUCGAGGAGAAGAUGUUCGUCAAGAUGCCCAUGGCCUUCAAGGUGGUGCUCAAGAACCCCACCACGCAUGUGCUCCAUCUGAUAGCCAACUUGAGCAUCAGCAAGACAGAUAACUUCAUAUGCUCUGGUCACAAACAGCUGGACAUCUCCAUCAUGGCCUACGAGGAGAAGGAACUGGUCUACAACCUGUAUCCGCUGCAAGUGGGCUGGCAGGAAUUGCCAGUGCUGAGCCUGGAGUACAACACCAAGGCGGAUCCGCAGAAGAACGAUAGCCAGAAUGUCUUGCUCGAUGAACUGGUGCAACGGGCACUGCCCAAACGAGUCUUUGUGCUGCCACCUCUGAAGCAACAGAACAAGUAGGAAUGGAUGAUAUCCAGCGACGAUGCCGCUUUAGUUUAAGUGUUUUAAAGUUUACAAUAUUACCACUGGUGUGUAAAAAUGAACUACGCCUACUCUCCCUCUUUAUUGCUAAUAACAAACAUAUACAUUAUAUAAAUUA